GCAGUGCUCCUGCCGGCAGCAGUCUCCAGUGGCCGUGUCCCGGCACGGGAGGAGGUACCACCAGCUGCGCCGAUGCUGCUGCCGGGUCGGAGCUGUGGCUUGGGUCAGCCUCCUUGUAGCUCUGAGAGGAGCCUUUGCGAUGGAUGAGGGAACAGACUCUCUGAUGACUGUGCAUCUUCUGGCCAAUUCGGGUCACUCAUUGCUUCUGCAGCAAACUCUGGAUCGGCUUCUGGAGUGGAUCUGCCCAGACAUUCACCUUUUCCUGGUGUCCGAGCGAGUUACCCCAUUGAAAUACUAUGAGAGAUAUCGGAAGAGAAGCUGUGGCUUUCCUGGAAUAUCUGUUCUCCUUUUUCUACACGAGGACUUGGGAGAAGAACGGAUUUUCCAGGUCCACGAGCAAUUCCAGCGUCCGCCCUGGCGCUACCAGUGUGCCCAGAUUGCUCAUGGGCAAAGCCACCCCUAUGCCCCAGCUCAGCAGGACUUCUACAGCCUGGAGGACCAGCUGCCCGUGUGGGGCAUCAGGCGGGUGCACUGCGGCCCCGAAAUCCUGCGCGUCACCCUCUACUGCAGCUUCGACAACUAUGAGGAUGCAGUGAGACUCUACGAGAUGAUCCUACAGAAAGAAGCGAGUGUGCAGAACAGCAGCUUCUGUGUCUUUGUGCUGUGCGUGACCCGAGGGGUUGCCGUGCAGCUCUGCCUCAAGCAGCUGCCCGUCGGGGUGGCUGCUGAGCCAAAGGAGUCGUCCGCUUUGCAGUUCAAGGUGCAAGAAAUCGGGCAGCUGGUGCCUCUCCUGCCCAACCCCUGUAUCCCCAUCAGCAGCACCAGGUGGCAAACCCAGGACUACGAAGGAAAUACAAUUAUCCUUCAGGUUCAAGACAGCUCCAAGCCCCAUCAAACAAAUGUUGGCUUUUCAAAUCAGCACAGUGAUGCAGGCAAUGACAAAAUUCUGCAGGACUCUGUCCCCGCAAAACGAGGUAAUCCUGGGUGGAGAAGUCAGGAGGUCAGACCCAUGAAAGGUAAACCAAAAUCUGACCAAAGCAAAGCUCUAACUUCUGAGAAAGCUGGCAGUGACCUCCACAGGCACUUCUGCUCUUCUCACAGUGGUCCAGCAGCCCGGUGGCAUGGGUGGGAUGCCACCUCCCUGCGCAGGCAGGGGAGCAGCAAGCUGCGGGCUUCUCUCCAGGAGAGCCGUGCUGGUGGGCAGGCACCCGAGACCAACGUCGACACCGGCCUCGCCGUGGUGACCCCUGCGAGUGGCUGCUGCCCCCUGAACCACUUCUCCAGGGACCUGCGGAGCAGCCUCCUCCAGCCACCAGCACCCACGGAGGGGAACGGCAGCACCGUGUCCUGGAGGGACAGGACCCCACUGCUGCUCGCUCCAGCCAAAAGGAGCAGAGGAACAGGGCAAAGAGCCUCAGGCUGUCACUCAGUAACGCUGAGGGGCAGCCCCACGAGCAGAGCGGAGGAGGAGGAGGAAGAGUUCUUUAUAUGACUGACAACAAACGUGCUGGGUGGACUCGUGUCCAAACGAGAGCGGAGUGCUCUUGGGUGUCUCGUGCCCCUUCAUUUCAGGGAGUGAUGCUGAGGAGGGUGAGAGCAAAGCAGAAAAAAUAACACAGUACUUACAGAAAGCUUUAUUUUUUUUUUAAAUGCAGGAUAUAUUGGAGGAUUAUUGUGCAAUGAAUAGGAAUAAGCCAUAUGACUCCUAGAGCUGUUCUAAGAUGUUGAAAGCAAUACCCAGUGACACGUUCAGGUGGGGUUAGAAAGUGCAACUUGCCUGAGCAGCAGGAUGUCCCCAGCCAUUGGGACUUGUCACCCCUCACCGGGAUGUAUUGGCCCAAGGUAGUGGCACAGUCACAGUGGUGUAAUGCCAAUUUUCCUCUAUGUUCCUUCUGUUUCCCCUGUUGUUGGUAUUUAAAAGCUACCAAUGUUGUCAAUUUUAUGCAAGAUGUGAAAUGUAAGAAUAUUCUUUUAAAAUACUAUUGCAGGAAAAAAUUUCUAGAGAGACCUUUUCCACGAAUCAGCGCAGUACAUGCAAAAAGGCAACCCUUGCAGACAAUAGUUCGAGCUGUUUGUGCUCCAGUGAGCCCUGCUGUUGCUUGUUCAUAUGACACUAGUGAAAUACACCCAGCAACAGGCCAGGCUUUGUUAGACCAGGGUGCAGUUAUCAGCAGACAACCCUAACUGGGCUUUAAUUAACAGAAGUCUUGGAGGGAAAUACUGGAUGCUGAAGAGUAAAAAAGACAAGAGAAAUGAAGUCAUGUUUCAGCAACGGAUGAUGAAAUAACUCUCAUCUUGAUCAGCAGCUUUCUUUUCUCAAGCAGGAUUGAGUAAAUCUCAAAGGGAAUGAGAUGGGAAGGGCAUGACAGAGGAAUGGAAUUAUUAAAGGAAAAGCCAAGUCUGAUCACACUUACCUUCCAAAUAACAGAAACAAAGAGGUAUUUUCUCCUUAAGUAUAUCUGAACUCUGCUUUACACAAAAGUGUGAAUUUGUUUGGAGAGUGCCUUCUCAUUGCCUCUUCUCAGACCAUAACUCAAGUUUGACAGGGGAUGGAGAGGCAGAGGGUGAUGGGCAGCAGCAGAGCCUUCGGGCGAGGAUCUUCUGCAGAAUUUUAUGGGUUUUCACACUUGUACAUGUGCCACCUGGACACAGCCCAUGCUGCACUGCCACAGCUUCUUACCCAGGAAAGUCCAAAGCCCCCACACUGCUGCGGGUGGGCUGUGCAGCCCAGUGGGACUGGAGAGCAGUGACACUGCUGGACGGCGGCUCGGGCUUCGGGAAAGCCCAGAAUUUUGGGAAAGUCUGAAGGUGCAGCCAAGUUGGUCUGAAAAGCUGCAGGUGGGAAGAGGGCAGUCCCUGCCCUGUGCUCUCACAGCUGGCGUUGCCCUGGAAAUGAUGCUCACAUACCCUCUGAUUCAGGGACCUAAACCUGCAGAAAGCUGAACAGGACAUGUAGUCCCUGGACAAUUACACCAUUACCCCAUGUUUUCAUAGGCUCUGUAAAAUUUUGGACUUUUUAAUAAAUCAUA
This is a messenger RNA of Calidris pugnax (ruff), 3029 nucleotides long. RefSeq names its product family with sequence similarity 124 member B (gene FAM124B). The coding region runs from base 140 to 1492 and encodes 450 amino acids. The record is from RefSeq and is a predicted model, not a curated record. The transcript has 3 exons. Gene Ontology annotation, cellular component: nucleoplasm. Lineage: Eukaryota; Metazoa; Chordata; Aves; Charadriiformes; Scolopacidae.